AUGCCUGUAAAACGGAACGUACCGGCGCCGAUGAAGGGCAUUUUGGAUAUGGACUCAAAACUUACUUCAGUUAUCUGCAACACAGUUUCUAAGGUUUUGCCUAUUCGCAGUUUUACCACAUAUUACAAAGGAUUAGAGUAUUCGUGUCAUGGAAUUGUAUGGAUCGCCUGUUGGUUGACUUUCAUUUGGUUUGCUUGGUCAAAAUCUUUAUUUCAAAUGCAAGUUAACCUUCUUAUCGGGUUAUUUAUUGAUAUUUUUGCGGUUGCCACAAUAAAAGCAUUUGUUCGUCGCCGUCGACCUGUAGGCAACAAGAAUGAUCAAUGGGUUACAAUUGGUCCUGAUGUCUACUCUUUUCCGUCAGGACACGUGUCAAGAGCAUUUUUCAUAAUGUUUUAUUUUUAUAAAUUGUAUCCGAUAAAUGAGUUUAUGGUAUUGUUUUUAUGUGUUUGGGCAGUAGCUGUGGCUUUCAGUCGAAUACUUUUAAGACGUCAUCAUUUAUUAGAUGUUAUUGCUGGCAGUAUAUUAGGGUAUUUUAUAUCAUUGGUAGUAUCUGUAAUUUGGAUUGACCAAAGUACAGGAGUAUUUGGUAUCGUAUGUGUCAGACGAUAAAUUGGAGGGUGGAGAAUAUCAUGUAUAAAUUGUAACUAUAUAUUUAUAAAUAAAAUAAUAUAAAUAUAAUAUGUAAAAUCAA
Molecule: messenger RNA, 691 nt
Organism: Myzus persicae (green peach aphid)
Lineage: Eukaryota; Metazoa; Arthropoda; Insecta; Hemiptera; Aphididae
Product: phospholipid phosphatase 6
Molecular function (GO): sphingosine-1-phosphate phosphatase activity
Source: RefSeq, a predicted model, not a curated record